AUGACUGCUACAGAAGAUAUCCAUGAUUUAACUUUAAAAUCAAUUAGAGUUCUAAUCGCUGAUUUGGUUCAACAAUUUAAUGGUGGACACCCAGGUGGUGCUAUGGGAAUGGCUGCUAUUGGUAUUGCGCUAUGGAAAUAUACUCUUGAAUUUUCACCAAAUGAUCCAGGAUACUUCAAUCGUGAUCGGUUUGUCUUAUCAAAUGGACACACUUGCUUAUUUCAAUAUGUUUUUCAGCAUCUUAUCGGUUACAAACAUAUGACUAUGGAUCAAUUAAAAUCGUACCAUUCAUCACGUUUAGAUUCAUUAUGUCCAGGUCAUCCUGAAAUUGAAAUUCCUGGUAUUGAAAUUACAACAGGUGCUUUGGGUCAGGGUAUCUCAAAUGCUGUUGGACUGGCUAUAGCUUCUAAAAAUUUACAAGAAACUUAUAAUAAGCCUGGCUUUCCUGUUGUUUCGAACCAUACUUUUUGCAUGGUCGGUGAUGCAUGUUUGCAAGAAGGGGUCACUAUGGAAGCAGUUUCACUAGCAGGUCAUCUUGGUUUGAACAAUCUUACUGUUAUCUAUGAUAAUAAUCAAAUUUCAUGUGAUGGGUCAGUUGAUUUAACAAAUACGGAAGAUAUCAAUGCUAAAUUUAAAGCUACAAAUUGGAAUGUGAUUGAAGUUUUCAAUGGCUCUGAAGACGUUCUAGAAGUUGCCAAAGCUUUAGCAGAGUCCAAACUAUCAACCGAUAAACCUACACUUAUCAAUGUUCAUACAAAUAUUGGUAUUGGAUCAAACGUUGAAAAUAAUUGUUCAGCUCAUGGUGCUGCUUUUGGAGAAGAAGAAGUUGAUAGACUUCAUAUUAUCAAUGGAUUUGAUCCAGGGCUCAAAUAUCAUAUUCCGGCAGAAGUUUACGAGUUCUUUGGUGAUCUCGUUGACAAAGGUGAUGCUUAUACGCAAAAAUGGUCUAAAUUGGUAGCUGAAUAUGUCUUCAACUACCCAGAGUUGGGUGUGGAUUUCCAAAGAAGAGUCAAUGGUGAGCUACCAAAUGACUGGAAAAAUUAUAUUCCAUCAAAGUUUUCUGCUUCACCAACACCAUCAAGAGCAUCAAGUGGUUCUGUUGUUAACCCUUUGGCAAAAAACAUUAACAAUUUCAUUGUCGGUUCUGCAGAUUUAUCCCCUUCUGUUAAUCUAAUUUGGGACAAAAAGGUUGAUUUCCAAAAUCCACAAGUCAAUACUUCAUGUGGUAUCAAUGGUGACUACUCUGGUCGUUAUGUUCAUUAUGGUAUUAGAGAGCAUGCUAUGGCUGCUAUUUCUAAUGGUAUUGCUGCUUUCAACAAGGGUACAUUCAUUCCUGUCACAUCUACAUUUCUUAUUUUCUACCUCUAUGCAGCACCAGCUGUUAGGUAUGGUGCAUUAUCUGAUCUGAAGGUCAUUCAUGUUGCUACCCAUGAUUCAAUUGGAAUGGGUGAAGAUGGACCAACACAUCAGCCUAUAGAAAUUGCUGCUCUCUUUCGCUCAAUGCCAAAUCUCAAUUAUAUUCGUCCUUGUGAUAGUGAAGAAGUUGCUGGUGCUUGGGAAAUUGCUUUAGAAGCUAAUGGUCCAACAAUUUUAUCUUUGUCUAGACAUAAACUCAAUCAGUAUCCUGCCAAUUCGAAACGUGAGUUAGUGAAAAAAGGAGCUUAUAUUUUUAAAGAUAUCGAAUCACCUGUAUUGAAUAUCAUUGGUGUUGGUGCUGAAAUGGGGUUUGCUUAUGAAUCUGCUGAAUUAUUAACUAAAUACGGGUUACCUUCAAGAGUUAUUUCAUUUCCUUCCCAAAAAAUAUUUGAAGAACAAUCUACUGAGUACAAACGGUCUGUGUUGCAAAGAGGCCAAAUUCCAACCAUUGUUAUUGAAGCAUACGCACCAAAUGGAUGGGAAAGAUAUGCUAAUGCUGGCUUUAGUAUGCACACAUUUGGUAAGUCAUUGCCUGGUAACGCCGUCUAUGAGUAUUUUGGUUAUAAGGUUGAUUCAAUUGUUGAACGUAUUAAGUCUUAUAUGAUCCGUGUACAAAAAGAUAAGUCAAUUUUAUGGGAAUUUCAAGAUUUAAAUUGUUAA
Molecule: messenger RNA, 2076 nt
Organism: Hansenula ciferrii
Lineage: Eukaryota; Fungi; Ascomycota; Saccharomycetes; Phaffomycetales; Wickerhamomycetaceae
Gene: DAS1
Product: transketolase family protein
Exons: 1
Coding region: 1-2076 (691 amino acids)
Biological process (GO): pentose-phosphate shunt
Cellular component (GO): cytosol
Molecular function (GO): transketolase activity
Source: RefSeq, a predicted model, not a curated record